UAAUCUGGAUGAGAGACAUUCUGGAAAGAAGGAACAAGCUGGUUCACUACCAACACUCGUCCCACCCAUGCUCCUGCUGCUGCUGUAGUUUUUUCUCCAGUUUUUCCUUCUGCUUCCAGUUGCCUUUGCACGCAGUGGGCCCGGAAGUGAUCUGCCUCUCUGCAUUUUGGAUGCGCUGAGCCGACCCAGCAGCACAGCAGUCCGGGUCCACGGUAUAUGGAAGUGGUGAGCUGCAAGGCAGAAGCAGCCGCUCGCACGUUGCGCCCUGCAGGACCGGGAGCCAUGCUUUUCCACGGGAUCUCCGGGGACCACAUCCAAGGGAUCAUGGAGGAGAUGGAGAGAAGGUCCAAGUCGGAGUCUCGCUUGGCCAAGACCAUGCAGAUCAACGGCAGAGAGACGACCAUGCCCUCCAUGAGCCCGGAGAAGCCCGCCCUGUGCGCCGGCUGCGGGGGCAAGAUCUCGGACAGAUACUACCUCCUGGCCGUGGACAAGCAGUGGCACCUGCGCUGUCUCAAAUGCUGUGAAUGUAAACUUGCGCUGGAGUCGGAGCUAACGUGUUUCGCCAAGGAUGGCAGCAUCUACUGCAAAGAGGAUUACUACAGAAGGUUCUCGGUGCAGAGGUGCGCGCGCUGCCACCUGGGCAUUUCCGCCUCGGAGAUGGUGAUGCGCGCGCGAGACUCCGUGUACCACUUGAGCUGCUUCACGUGCACGUCGUGCAACAAGACCCUCACCACGGGCGACCAUUUCGGCAUGAAGGACAGCCUCGUCUACUGCCGUCUGCACUUCGAGAGCUUAGUGCAGGGCGCCGACUACCACCCGCAGCUCAACUUCGCCGAGCUGGCGGCCAAGGGCGGCGGCGGCGGCGGCGGCGGCGGCGCCCUCGGCCUGCCCUACUUCAACGGCACCGGCACCGGCACGGCGCAGAAGGGUCGGCCGAGGAAGAGGAAGAGCACCGCCAGCAUGGGCUUGGACUUACCUAGCUAUAACACAGGCUGCAACGAGAACGACGCGGACCAUUUGGACCGGGACCAGCAGGCCUACGCCCCGACGCAGAAGACCAAACGCAUGCGGACCUCCUUCAAGCACCACCAGCUGCGGACGAUGAAAUCCUACUUUGCCAUCAACCACAACCCGGACGCAAAGGACCUCAAGCAGCUGGCCCAGAAGACGGGCCUGACCAAAAGAGUUCUGCAGGGAGAACAAAUCUUGGGGCAUUACAGCCAUACAUCCCGACGUUUGAAAAUUCCCUAAAGUAUUAACAGAAGGGGGAAACUUUGAUGGGAGUUCCUCACCAUUGAAGACAAAGACAAUAUUAGGUUAAGAUGAUAUAGCAUAUUGAGAUCAAAUAUUCAGUUGAAAGUGUACAGCAGAUGUUGUUGGCCACACAAAACAUGUGUUGUUUGAAUCUAUCAACUAAGGAGACUGCACCAUGUACAGUAUGAGACCAAUGAUGCCACUGAACGUCUGUAUUGGAAUGACUCAUGCGAAACUAUGACAAUAAAAUGUAUUGUGACAUAGCAAAAAGAAACUCAAACAACUCCACAGAGGCCACACCAUGCACAUGUAAACCAAAUGAGACGGUAUGGAUAUCUCACACACACACACACACACACACACACUCACGCACGCACGCACACACAAGCACCUCCCACUAAUUUGACUCUCCUAUAUGUAGUAAGCACAGUACAGCAUAUACUGUACAUGCCAUUCAGUCUUGGUUCUCUACCACACACUCACUGCCCCCACUCGCCCAAGAACCGUCCUUCUACAAUAUAUGGAAGUUUUCUAUGUUGUCACAAGUCCUUUUUGCAAGCACACGGCCUCCUUGAAAGUGGGCAGCAGCAGGAGCAGCAGCAGCAGGAUGCCCGUCAAAUGUGACGCGCGCAUGAAGACGACUGCAGAGCUGGAGCUUUGCCAUCUGUCCGUGCCGAGGGAUGUGAGGAUGUGAACAAAACAGAGAAAUACAUCAAGGAGAGCUUCUCAUUUUGCAUGCGCCUUAUCAUCUUGUUAACGUUAUCCUUGAGAUGUACAGGUAUAUUAUUUCAUUUGAGUCACUGCGUGAUUGAUUGUCCGCUGCAAAAUGUAACACAUGAAAUCAUGUCCCUGACACGCAAUUGGAGAAGCUAGACAUCCAGUAUUCUUUGCAUUCAGCACGCUGUAGGUGAAAGGUCACAUGACCAUUUUGUGCACAUGACACCAGGAGUUCUAAGGUGUGACAUAACAUGUUCAAAUAUUAAUUUUAGCUUUGCUGAUUUCAAAUCUCAUCUCCAUAGCGUAUUCAAAGGCAGUGUUACAAUGUACAGUAAUAUUGUGAAAGUGAGCAUGAGCAUAAUCUAUUGUGACAACUUUUCUAUCUUAGAAUCACAUUUAUUGCCAAUUAAAAAUUGCCAAUUGGGAUGAAAUAAAAGUCGCCAUGAUUUUCUGAUGACUGCAGCAAUGCUAGUUUAUUUUAACAGUUCAACAUUAAAGUUUCAAAUACCUUCA
Messenger RNA from Phycodurus eques (leafy seadragon), 2484 nucleotides. It is a transcript of the gene lhx9, whose product is annotated as LIM homeobox 9. Gene Ontology annotation, molecular function: DNA-binding transcription factor activity, RNA polymerase II-specific; RNA polymerase II transcription regulatory region sequence-specific DNA binding. Gene Ontology annotation, biological process: regulation of transcription by RNA polymerase II; neuron differentiation. Bases 217 to 1251 code for a protein of 344 amino acids. The record is from RefSeq and is a predicted model, not a curated record. Gene Ontology annotation, cellular component: nucleus. NCBI's taxonomy places the organism in Eukaryota, Metazoa, Chordata, Actinopteri, Syngnathiformes, Syngnathidae. The transcript is spliced from 5 exons.